AUGAGUUUUUCGAAUAAAGAGAAUAUCGAUGAUGUUUAAAUACUUUUAGAUUAGGAAGAAGUGUUAGAAUUCAUGAAGCAAAUUAAAAUGAUGAACAAAUAAUUUAUUUCGUAAAUCAAAUAGCUGAUUCGAGAGAAAGAAGAGUAUAAAUUUUUGAUUUAAGAACUACAAAGUCAAUUAUAAAGAAAGUGCGAUUAAUUACAAUAAUAGGAAUUAAUUAUCUAAGAGUGUGAACUAUAGGUAGCAUUUUUAUAGGUUAUUGUAGUUAGAGUCAUGCAGGUCGAAUUAUGAGGAAAAAGUUAAUCAGUUAGAAAUAGAGAUGAAGUUAAGUUAAAUGGUUUUCUAAAUUGAAUUAAGUCAAUAGAAAUAAGAGAUUGUGGAUUUAAGUGAUAAAUUGAAAAGUACUCAAUAAGGUUAUUCAACUACUGUAGCUACUUCAUUUUUAUAAACAUCAUUUAAUUAGAGAUAAGAUAGUUUAUUCAAGGUAUUAAUAAUUGAAUAUAUUUAGGAUAGUCAUACAUUAGAGAGUGUAGGAUAAACUGAAGGGGAAUAAAGUAUAAUGUCUAAUAAGAAUAAAGGAUAAAGAAUGAUGUUAAAAAUUAUGUAAGAUCCAAUAAGUAACUUAAAAAAAUAGAAGGAUUUAAUUAAGCGUGAAAUUACUUUAUGGUAAGAUGAAUUCUUGAAAAAGGAAGGUAGACCACCUUCUGUUAAUGAUAAGCAAUCGAUCAGUACAAAGUUUUAUCAAUAUACAAUAUUGAAGAAAUAAUUGAAUGAUCGCAGUACUAUCAUUUAAGAUAGUACAGAUUGCAAAAAUAUUGGUGUUUAAUGCCAUUUGAUAGAAAUAUCAUAAAUAUCUUCAUUACAAGAUCAAUUAAAAUAAAAAACUAAUGAAGUUAAGAGAUUAAGUUUUUAGUUAGAAGAUAUUAAAGGUAAAGUAAAAGUUUACUGCAGAGUAAGACCUUCAAAUAAUCUAGAUAAAAUAAAAGGUAUUUAUUUAAAGUAAAAAUAGAUUGCGAAGUUUAAUUUAUAGAUGAGUAGCACAUGUCUCUAAAAUAAAAAAUUUUCAAUUUCGACAUUUGUUUUAAUUAAUAAUCUACUUAAAAAGAUAUGUAUGAAGAAAUAUAGUAAUCACUUUAAGCCAUUUUUCAUGGUUUUAAUUUAUGUAUUUUUGCUUAUGGCUAGACUGGUAGUGGUAAAACAUAUACUAUGUUUGGAACAAAAUAAUAACCUGGAGUAAUUCCCAAUUUAAUAGAAGAUAUAUAUGCAUAUAUUAGAAAAACUAAUCUAGAAUGUACAAUCAUAGUCAAUUCUCUUGAAAUUUAUAAAGAGAAUAUUAUUGAUUUACUAAAUGACUAAUAAAAUACUUAAACUUUGGAACUUAAGGAGAAUUCGAAUGGAUAAGUUUUUGUUUAAAAUCUAACAAAUAUAAAAGUUCAAAAUAUGCAUGAAUUAAUGGAUUUAAUUGAGUUUGCAUCUUCUAAAAGAAAAUAAAGUUUAACUGAAAUGAACGAUUCUAGCUCAAGAUCUCAUAUGUGCACUCAACUCACUAUUGAAACUUUUAAUAAAAUUACAUAAUAAGUAUAUAUACGCACUUAUUAUAAGAAAUUCAUCAGUCAUGUGAAUUUGAUUGAUUUAGCUGGCUCAGAAAGAUGUAAUAAAUCAAGACUUAAGCAAAAUCAAUUAGAUGAGGCUAAAUAUAUAAAUAAAAGUCUUUCAGCUCUCAAUGAUGUUAUGAUUGCACUCUCAACAAAAAGUAAUUUCAUUCCUUACAGAAACAGCAAACUCACAUAUUUAAUGAGGGAUUCGUUAGGAGGCAAUGUAUAAUUAUUUUAUGAUUUUAGUCAAAAACAAUAAUGAUUAUAAAUAUAUCACCUUCAUUUAUAAACUUAGACGAAUCAUUAAGCUCACUGCAAUAUGGACAAAAAGUGAAAUAGAUAACGAAUUAACCAAUUAAGAAUUUAGAGCCAUUAGAACAAAUAAAAAAAUAAUAAAAAGUAUGUAAUUAGCAUGAUGAAAGUGCGUAAUUAAGAUAAUUAAAGUGA
Molecule: messenger RNA, 2042 nt
Organism: Paramecium sonneborni
Lineage: Eukaryota; Ciliophora; Oligohymenophorea; Peniculida; Parameciidae
Source: the annotation of a GenBank genome assembly